Molecule: messenger RNA, 2826 nt
Organism: Homalodisca vitripennis (glassy-winged sharpshooter)
Lineage: Eukaryota; Metazoa; Arthropoda; Insecta; Hemiptera; Cicadellidae
Gene: Teh2
Product: protein tipE
Exons: 3
Coding region: 15-767 (250 amino acids)
Biological process (GO): regulation of sodium ion transport
Molecular function (GO): sodium channel regulator activity
Source: RefSeq, a predicted model, not a curated record
AGUCCACGAUCAUCAUGGGCGCGGAGGGCGGCGUGCCGGGAGACGAGGGGGACGUCAUACACAUCGAGACACUCCUGGAGAAGGCGAAGUUCUACACUUCGCUGUGUCUGGGCACCACGGCCAUCCUCUCCGUGUUCGCGUUCCUGUUCCUGAUCCCGUUCGUGGUGGACCCUGCCAUCUCGACGAUCCUGGCGGACUACGAGAGCACGCCUGUCACUUGUGUGGCUGUGGGCCACGUGUACGCCGAGGGCCUCAGCAACUGCUCCUGGGCCUCGUGCAAGGAGGGCUGCACGUCCUCGGCCCUGCGCUGCCAUCAGAUACUCGUCAACUAUACCAGGCUCACUUUCGACGAGUGGUCAAAAGGUAACAUAGACAUCAACGCCCUGGAGUGGGACGUGGGUGAGACACGAUUCUUCAUCAACACCGAGGGCUGCGGUUACCCUCCGCGGGUCAACUGCUCGGAGUUCGCCAAGCAGUACGGGUACAGUCACCUGGGUACGCCGUUCCCCUGCUACUACAGUCGCACGUACCCCGACAUGGUGGUGGCGAGGUACAGCUGGGACGACAAUCUGCGACAUCUCGUGUUGUCUCUCGUCAUACCUAACGUCCUGUUCGGCGUCUCCAUCGGAGUUCUCAGUUACUGGUACUGUCCGGGCUGCAACCGCACUGGCUGUGGCGUCGAGAACACCACUUACGUCGAAAAGUUCAAUUCGAAAGACGAGGACGACGACAGCCUGGACGACUACGAUGAGGAGGAGGAAUACUGAUCCAGUUUACACCGGCUUCCCAUUCUCCCAUCCGUCCAGUCCUAGUGGAAGCCGCUGCCAUAUCAGGCGACACUCAGACGACAGCCUGGAGUCACAUGAACGUCACCGUUCUCUUGUGAUGCACUUUUCUUUCCGAGUUGAAGUACAUGUGAUAUUGCUUUUAUUUGUGUAUACGGAGCUGAAUCCAGAUGUGUAUCGUGCUGUACCUCUUGUACUUUUCGAUCGGUGGUGCUUACCUUUGUGUCUGUCUGACCUCUGUCUGCCCGAUGCUCAAAACAAAAGAUAUCAAAGAUUAUAUUCAAACGAAAUGGAAAUAGUUGAUCCCAUUUUUUGUGAUUCUUCCUUUUCUUCACCAACAGCCUUGCCCUAAGCGAAUUCACGAGUGCAGGCAGUUUGUUAACACUCUUACCACUCUGUAAUAUAUCCAUUUCUUCUGUACUGUUUACUACAAUUUGGGUAUCUCACUUUACUUUAAAUCACUUUCACUGUCACUAAAGCACAUUUUAACUUACUUGUUGUACUAUUUUGUAUAUAUUUCAUCAUAAUUUAGUUAGGACACUUUUACUAUGGCACCUCUUAGACACCAUCAUCACGUGCUAACGUCUUCCUUGUUAUUGAUUUUACUAACAUUUUCUUCCACUCUAUUUUCUCGUUGUAAGUAGCGACGUUUGGUCACUUUUGCUCUAAUAACUGAAUUUAUCCCCAAACCUUAAUUUAUACCUGUACUUCUUCUCCCUUUAUUUGUUACUGUUUCAGAAUAUCUACAACCUAUUCAAAAUAGCACCCUCUACAUUUUUACAAACCAUUCAUCGAUUUCUCCGUUGCUUUCAAAAUGUCUUCCGUAAGCUCGGCACUCAUGCGGAGUGCAGUUAAAUCUGUUUAAUAAGGCAAAAUUGUAUAACCCAAUAAGAGAAGGUUGGAACUCGUACCACAAAGAAAAGUGUCCUAGAAGAAGGUUCCAUUGUGACUUGAACUUAACUAUUUCAUGAGUUUUACUAUGUAAAGCUAAAUAUGAUGUUGGGUGUGUCGUAUUAUUGUAAACACAAAAAACGUUAUUAGAAUUAACCCAACUCCAUUUAUAUUUGUGUCAUAGUUACUUAUAAAUGAGUGUAAAACGUUUUUACUUUUCAUUAAUUUUAAUAACGAGUUUUCUUUCAUACACAAUGUUCUGAUGGUAAAAACAUUAUACUUACUUAUGGUAAAAAGAAUGCAUACAACAAUAUAUAUGAUAUAUACUCUAUAUGAGAAAGGGACGAUUUACAGGUAUUUAUGUUAUUUCCUUUUAUUUUAUUACAUUAUGCGUAUUGAAUGAUAUGCAUACAUUGAUUCAACAUUUUUGACAUCGAAAUACGUGGAUGAAAGUUAACUCGUGUAGUUCUUAUUUUUGGCUAUAAUAUUAAGAUAAUAAGUAAUAAUAUUGAAACCCGAAAAGACUACUUUUGUAUUGUUUGUAUAUGUUGAUGUUGUGUAUUGUAUCCAAGACCAUAGCUGUGGUUGUGAUAGAUGCUCAAGCAACAUUACAUUACUAUUCACUACCCUUUCCGUACCCUUCUGUACAUAAGGCCAUUCACAUGACUAAAGCUUCGAUGCCUUAUGGGUUACGUAUUUUCACAAUUAAAGAGAUGUAUAUAUGUAUUGUAAGUUCUUUAAGUGAAAGUACUGUUAAAAUAAAUCUAUUGCAAAGUUUGUUAAAAUCAAUUUGGUUAAAGUUUUUAUAAAGUUUACAUGCCGUUAUAAGUUUGUAUUUUAUCAUCGGUUUUGGCUUUCCUCUAUAUAUUAUGACCAAUACUCCAUUACAUUCCACAGUAGAAGUCCAAAGAGCAUUCAUUCUCAAUUGUUACAAAAACUUUUGUGCAGAUCUGACACUGAAUAAUAUAUUGGCAUUAUCUUUAUUUUAAAUAAUCUUGUCUUUGUGAUAUUUUUAGAAUGGUUUAAGAAUAAUUUAUUAUAUGGUUAUUGUUAUAAUACUUAAUAUAACAAUACAACUACUAAGUUGUUGUUAUUCAUAAUUUUAGAACUAAUAAUUACACCAUUUACUAUUUUAAUAUCGUUAACAGUA